AUGCAGGACGAAGGCGCAACACCUGCAUUGGAAAAAUGGAAUGCAUCAUCCCGCAAUAUCACGCGGGUUGUUGCGGUGUGCUGGUCCUUUCUCAUUGUCGGCAUGAGCGACGGCGCCGUGGGUGCAUUAAUUCCCUAUUUGAAAACAUACUAUCGCCUCUCCGAGACAAUCGUAUCUUUGAUCUUCCUGUCUCCGGUGGUCGGAUACGUGCUCGCCGCCCUUGCGAGCCACAACCUACACACUCGGUUUGGGCAGAGGGGCACCGCGUUUCUCGCCCCGGUAUGUCAUAUUGCUUCGUACGUGGUCAACUGCCUGCACCCCCCCUUCCCCGUGGUCGUCGUCGCCUUCAUCUUUACCGGGGUCGGAAACGGACUGGAGGAAUCGGCGUGGAAUGCCUGGCUAGGCAAUAUGGCGAAGGCCAACGAGUUGCUGGGUAUAUUGCAUGGGGUGUACGGAGCUGGGGCCUUGAUGGGCCCGCUCAUUGCGACCUCGUUGAUCACGAAGGCUCACUUCUUGUGGUGGGAAUAUUACUAUAUCAUGAUCGGAUUGGCCGCGACCGAGUUCGCUGCCUGCAUGGCAGCUUUCUGGGGGGCUGAUGGCUCCCAAUUCCGGGCCGCCACUUUCCAAUCGAGAGAAUCCGACACCAACACGCGAACCGACCUCAGAAUAGCACUCAGUCGGCGGCCCUACGCGCGAAUCACCUGGCUCUGUGCCAUCUUCCUCCUCGGAUAUGUCGGGAUCGAAGUCUCCCUGGGUGGCUGGAUUGUGACCUUCAUGGCGCAGGUUCGGCACGGAAGCGCCUUCGCCAGUGGACUGACGGCGACAGGCUUCUGGCUGGGGAUCACGCUGGGGCGACUGCUGCUUGGAUUCAUCACCCCGAGAAUCGGAGAGGCACUGGCCAUCAUGAUCUAUGUCAGUUUGACCAUCGUCUUCUGUCUGGUGUUCUGGCUGGUGCCCAAUUUCUAUGCCUCCGCCGUCGCGGUGGCCGUCCAGGGCUUCUUCCUGGGACCAUUGUUCCCGGCCGCGGUGGUGACAUUGACCCGAGUCCUCCCGCGGAAAUUGCAUCUCAUCGGGAUUGGCUUUGCGGCUGCAGUGGGCAGCGGGGGAGCAGCGAUUUUGCCCUUUGUGUUUGGGGUGGUGGCUCAGUCGGCCGGGGUUCAGGUCCUUGAGCCCUUCAUUCUGGUUCUCUCGGUGGCGAUUCUUUUGCUGUGGAUUGGACUGCCGGGGAUCUUCAAGAAGCAUCGCGAAUGA
Molecule: messenger RNA, 1251 nt
Organism: Aspergillus aculeatus ATCC 16872
Lineage: Eukaryota; Fungi; Ascomycota; Eurotiomycetes; Eurotiales; Aspergillaceae
Exons: 5
Coding region: 1-1251 (416 amino acids)
Biological process (GO): transmembrane transport
Cellular component (GO): membrane
Molecular function (GO): transmembrane transporter activity
Source: RefSeq, a predicted model, not a curated record